Molecule: messenger RNA, 2292 nt
Organism: Cladophialophora yegresii CBS 114405
Lineage: Eukaryota; Fungi; Ascomycota; Eurotiomycetes; Chaetothyriales; Herpotrichiellaceae
Exons: 1
Coding region: 1-2292 (763 amino acids)
Biological process (GO): glycerophospholipid catabolic process
Cellular component (GO): cytosol
Molecular function (GO): A2-type glycerophospholipase activity
Source: RefSeq, a predicted model, not a curated record
AUGUUCCUAACGAGCCCGACCAGGAAACCGAACCAACGCACGUCUGAGACGAUAGAGCAGCGGGAGUACGAACGGGACAUCCUUCGUCGGCAUUAUCCCGAGGACAGACGACGGGUCGAUCUGAGGCAUCUUGGAGGAGAGGAGACUCAGGACUCCACCGACGGUCAACGACGGGUUGAUCCUGACGAUCUUGUAGGAGGGGAGCCUCAGCACUACACAGACGAUGAAAGCCGGGUGAACCAUCUUGCAGGAGACGGGCCAGGAAUGCCAGCCCGGGAAGGGGCCGACGGCAGAGCCGCCAAGGACGAGGAUGGUAAUGGUAAUGAGAAAAGGCCGUCCCCUUCAUCGUCUGCCGGCACCCGCGCCAAGGUCAAAGGCAAACUCAAGGCGUUCUGGAACAAGACGGUCGUGCCGGCCUUUCCCGAGGCCAUCGCGGACAUCUCGAUCAUUAAAGCGGCACUCAAGGUCGAGGCCACAAUCACCAAAGACUUGAGGGACACGAGUCGGCAUCCCGAGGUUGCCAGGUCUGCCACGGUGAGACGAGGUUUCGAACUGGCACCGGAAGAACACCAGUUCCGCGCCGCAAGAAAGGUCAAAGUCCGGGACGCGUUCUGCCGAUACCUGGACCUCGACCCUGCGGAAGUGCACGUCGAUGAUGUGCCCAUCGUGGCGUUUGGCGGGUCCGGCGGAGGGUACCGCGCCAUGAUAGGCAUGCUGGGGUACGGGGACGAAAUGAAACGCUCGGGCCUGUGGGACGUGUUGACAUACGUGUCGGGCGUGAGCGGGAGCUGUUGGAGUCUGGCCGCUUACUAUACCUGGGCGGGCACCAGUAUGGAGGCCGUGAUUCGGCAUUGCAAGCAGAGGUUGCAUCCCCAUCAUCCGUUGUCGCCCGAGGCCAUCCGCGAGGUGCUGCACGCGCCGGGCGGGCCGUCGAAGACGCUCGGUCCGUUGGUGCAGAAGCAUCGGACGGGACUCUCGACCGUGGCGAUGGAUCUGUACUCGGUGUUUACGACAGGCCAUCUGUUCCUGGUGCAUGAUCCGGCUUUGGAGCCUCCCGGGUCGCACGGGAUCCAAAAGGAGGUGGCAGGUCAGCACGAGCAGUGGUUCAAGUGGUCGUCAGCGAACUCCCAUCUCGUUGAUGGCAACGAGCCUUUGCCAAUUCUCACGGCGAUUCGGCAUGAGAGGCCGUGGAAGGACUGGGUGGAUAAAGAACACCCGUUCAAGGACGCAGACCCCGGAGCCAAGGAGCAUGAAGAAGCACAAGACGCGUGGUUCAACUGGUUCGAGAUUUCACCUAUCGAGGUCGGCUGCGACGAAUUGGAAGCAUGGUGUCCGACGUGGGCGUUCGGCCGGCCGUUCGAGAACGGUCGAGACACUAUGCAGAUACCCGAGCAGUCGUUGGCCUUGCUGUUGGGCCUAUGCACGAGCGCGCCGGCGGGGCCGUUGACUUCAUACCUUGCGACCAUCAAACGUAGCCUCCCACCGGGGUUUAUUGGCAACUCGAUCAACGAUAUGGCCAAAGGCGUUGCGCGGAUGUGGGGUGAGAAGGGCACCGAGGAGUUCCAGGCGCACCAUCCGCUGCACGCGGUCAACGAACAUAAUUUCAUGUUCCACCUGACCAAAGGCGAGGUCAAGGACACUGCAUCGCCGUCGCCGCCGAUUGAGAACUCGCCACGGAUCCACCUCAUCGACUCGGGAAUGGACAACAACUGCCCGACAUAUGUCAUGCUCCAUCCGCGCCGGCACGUCGAUGUGAUCCUGAACAUGGACGCCUCCAGUGACGUGUUAAAAGGCACUUUUCAGGAACGGGUCGACCAGAUCGCGGGUCGAAGAUGCCUCAAGUUCACCCAGCGGCAUCCCGAGCUCAAGGCUGGCACAGACCCUAAGAACCCCGAGCAAUUCCAGGGGCUGUAUGCACAAAUCUACGACGGCUCCAUCCUGGUUGACAGACCGCAGGAAGUCGUCGACUCGUACGGCCACACGGUGACAAAUCCACCUGCCCCGUCCUGUCUGCAUGAGUCGACCAUGAUAUACCUCCCGUUACUGCCGAACCAGGCUGCCGUGGCGGAUUUUGACCCAUCGACCGCGAAGUUCUCGGGCUCGUAUAAUCUCGUGUGGACGCCCGAGCAGGUGGAGAUGUUGGUACGGGUGUGUGCUGCGAAUUUCAAGGCGGGCGAGGAGACGAUCAAGGCUGUGCUGAGGGAGCAGUGGUCGAAGAAGAAGGCCAAAAGGGAAGCCGGAGCUGCUGGCGUCUUACCUCUUUCCGAUUCUGGUAGGGGAGCAACUGCAUAG